This is a messenger RNA of Rhinichthys klamathensis goyatoka, 795 nucleotides long. Its product is annotated as SLAM family member 9-like. The transcript is spliced from 4 exons. Lineage: Eukaryota; Metazoa; Chordata; Actinopteri; Cypriniformes; Leuciscidae. The coding region runs from base 43 to 780 and encodes 245 amino acids. The record is from RefSeq and is a predicted model, not a curated record.
UUCAGAUUACACACUAACACAGAACCAAGGAGAUCGAAAGAGAUGAAGAAAAGCAGAGAAAAUAUGUUAUGCAGAUGUUCUCAUAUUCUCUGGAUCUUGAUCCUCUGCGAAGCUGUUUCAGGCGAUUAUGUGAUGAAAGCGGUGAAUAGUGAAACUGCGUUCACUCCAGUGUCUGGAUCUGUGGAUCCCAGCACCACCAGCAUUACAUGGAAACACAGAGACAAUGCUGGAGUUGUUGUGAAGGUCAUUGAAUGGGACCGGGAGGAUGACAGCACUGAAAUUCCCAACCCCAAAUUCAGAUCCCACGCAAGCCUGGACAAACACACUGGAGAACUCACUCUUAGACAUCUACAGCUCAAACACACUGGAGUUUAUACCCUCGACAUCAACAGUAAAGAGCAAAGAAAACAAUUCUCUCUGACUGUUAUAGAGCCUGUCCGCAAACCUUAUAUUAAAAAAGAGUGCGAGUUGGGAGAUGUUCCUAAAUGUUCCUUGAGUUGUGAUGAUGAUGGUGGACCCUCUGAAAGUACAGUCGUCUGGAUGAGCUCUGGAGAGACGCUGCACAGACGAGAUCGUAAUACGAGGACGAUAACAGUGACCGAGAGCAGUGACCCAGAGAACUCCUACACCUGCACACUGAAGAGCGCCGUGAACGAGGAGACCAGUGAUCCCGUGUAUGACAGAGAGCUGUUUCAUGACUCAUUUGAAAUAUCUGACAUUGCAAUUAUCAUUGCAAUUGUCAUCCCAGUGGUCCUUUUGCUGAUCCUGUUUAUAUGGUGAGACUGUAUUUAAUCU